Molecule: messenger RNA, 1389 nt
Organism: Bacidia gigantensis
Lineage: Eukaryota; Fungi; Ascomycota; Lecanoromycetes; Lecanorales; Ramalinaceae
Exons: 4
Coding region: 1-1389 (462 amino acids)
Biological process (GO): transsulfuration
Molecular function (GO): transferase activity, transferring alkyl or aryl (other than methyl) groups; pyridoxal phosphate binding
Source: RefSeq, a predicted model, not a curated record
AUGGGUUCAGAAGAGCCUCCCACUCAGAAGUUCGAGACAUUGCAGUUGCACGCUGGUCAAACACCAGACCCAGCGACCAACGCCCGCGCCGUCCCCAUCUAUGCAACAACGAGCUUCGCCUUCAAUGACAGCGCCCACGGCGCCCGCCUGUUCGGGCUCAAAGAAUUCGGCAACAUCUACAGCCGUAUCAUGAACCCCACCGUCGACGUGUUAGAAAAACGUCUCGCAGCCCUUGAAGGCGGCGUCGCCGCCAUCGCCACCUCCUCAGGCCAAGCCGCGCAAUUGAUGGUCAUCACAGCACUCGCGCACACAGGCGACAACAUCGUAUCCACCUCCAACCUCUACGGGGGUACCUACAACCAGUUCAAAGUCGCCUUCCCACGGCUCGGCAUAUCCACGAAAUUCGUCAAGGGCGAUCGCGCAGAGGAAUUCGAGCAAGCGAUCGAUGACAAGACGAAGGCGGUCUAUAUCGAGAGUAUAGGCAACCCGCGGUACAAUGUCCCGGACUUCGAGGCGAUUGUGAAGGUGGCGCAUGCGAAAGGCGUUCCUGUUGUGGUGGAUAAUACUUUUGGUGCGGGGGGUUACUUUGUGAGACCGAUUGAAUACGGGGUCGAUAUCGUGGUGCACUCGACCACGAAAUGGAUUGGGGGCCACGGAACGACCAUCGGCGGUGUGGUCAUCGAUGGGGGCAAGUUCGACUGGGGGGCUAAUGCGAAGAGGUUCCCGCAAUUCAAUGAGCCUAGUGAAGGGUAUCAUGGGCUGAAGUUCUGGGAGACGUUCGGGAACAUCGCGUUUGCGAUUCGGUGCCGGGUCGAGAUUUUGCGGGAUUUAGGCAUGUCGAUGAAUCCAUUUGCGGCUCAUGAAUUCAUUCUGGGGGUGGAGACGUUGUCGUUGAGGGCGGAACGGCAUGCGGAGAAUGCUCUGAAAUUGGCGAAGUGGUUGGAGGCGAAUGAGAGGGUCAGUUGGGUUAGCUAUCCUGGGUUAGAGAGCCAUGGGAGCCAUGAAUUAGCGAAGAAGUAUUUGAAGAGGGGAUUCGGUGGCGUGCUUUCGUUUGGGGUGAAGGGUGGAGGUGAGGCGGGAGCGAAGAUCGUGGAUGGAUUUAAGUUGAUUUCGAACUUGGCCAAUGUUGGUGACUCGAAGACGCUUGCGAUCCAUCCAUGGUCGACGACGCACGAGCAGCUCAGCGAUGAGGAGAAGACUGAUAGUGGAGUGACUGAAGACUUGAUCCGCAUAUCUGUUGGCACUGAGCAUUUUGAUGAUAUCGUUGCCGAUUUCGAGCAAUCUUUCAAGGCGAGUGGCGCUCCAACAGAGGCAAAAGACGACCAAGGGAAGAAUGCAGAUAAGGGAGGAACUACAAGCGUAGCUGGAGGGCCAGCCGGUGCGACGUGA